UUGAUUCGUGUUUUGCCCCAAAACACCCCUCGGACGGAAGCCAAAAAAGCCCACCUAUUAUACGCGAAUUAAACACCAAAUCACAAGAUAGAGAGAGCAAUUUCUUCUUCCGCCCUCCGUUUCUUCUUCUUCCUCGAAAACCCUAACCCAAUUUAAGGAUUCGCCAUGAAAGGUGGUAAAUCAAAGGCCGACUCUACGAAAACCGAUGCCAGGUUAAAAGGUAAAAGUACUGGAGCGGGAAAAAGAGGUGGAAAGAAGGAGAAGGAUCCAAACAAGCCAAAAAGGCCUCCCAGUGCUUUCUUCGUUUUCAUGGAGGAGUUUAGGAAGCAGUUCAAAGAGGCGCAUCCUGAGAAUAGAUCCGUCUCUGUUGUGGGCAAAGCUGCUGGAGAAAAAUGGAAAUCUAUGACCGCCGCUGAGAAAGCCCCUUUUGUAGCAAAGUCAGAGAAAAGGAAGGCAGAAUACAACAAGAAGAUGCAAACUUAUAAUAGGAAAUUGGCUGGGGGAGCGAAUGAAGCCGAGGAUGAUGAGUCUGACAAGUCCAAGUCUGAGGUUCAUGACGAGGAGGAAGAGGAGGGAAGUGGAGAGGAUGAUGAAGAGUAGAUGAAGGCAAUGGAGGUGUAAGUUGGAGGGGGGAAUGGGCGAUCAAUUUAUAUCUUCUCUACAGUCUACAACUUAGGAUGAUGACAUAGAAACUGGACAUUUACUCUUAUCAUGAUCAUUCUGCAACUUCUGUUUAGAAUAGGUUAGGGAAAAAAAUUGAUUUCAGGGUUUCCCUAAUUCUUGUUCAGAUGGGUUAAUACUUAAAUUUCAUAAUGAUAAUGAAUUAGUUUUAGCUUAA
This is a messenger RNA of Carica papaya (papaya), 838 nucleotides long. RefSeq names its product high mobility group B5 (gene HMGB5). Lineage: Eukaryota; Viridiplantae; Streptophyta; Magnoliopsida; Brassicales; Caricaceae. The record is from RefSeq and is a predicted model, not a curated record.